CAAUACGAUGCCGGAGCUGGACACUGAGAUCCUCACGCUAGGUCCGCUGCUGCUCUCCUGUACUUUAUGUACAUGAUGAGAUGCUGCUGAGAGAGAGCGGAGGAGGACGAGAGCAUCCAUGCUGAGCACGGAAUAAACUCUUCGGCCUAUGAACAUGUUAUUGAGGUUUACAAAAUAAAGAUGUCACUGUUGGUGUUGGCAGUCGGAUUGUGCUUAGCUGGAUGGAUCGCUCUGUAUGCUUUGCUGUGUUACACAAAUGGCUCUUGUGGCUAUGAAUGGAACUGUCGGCUAGUUACACUGUUUCAUGGCAUCCUUGCAGUCUGUAUAACUGCUUAUAUUGGAUACAUAGAUGGACCGUGGCCUUUCACCAACCCAGGUACAAAGAACACCCCUCUGCAGAUCACUGCUUUGGUGGUCAGUCUGGGCUACUUCAUCUUUGACAUGGCCUGGUGUGUGUACUUCCGUACAGAAGGCCUGGUGAUGCUUGCCCAUCACACCAUGAGCAUCUUAGGUAUAAUGCUAACACUGUGGCUGGGUGAGUCUGGUAUCGAGUCCUGCGCUGUGCUGUUUGGCAGUGAGAUCACCAACCCCCUCCUCCAGACUCGAUGGUUCUUGAAACAUUCUGGACGCUAUGACAGCUUCCUUGGAGACAUGGUUGAUGUCCUGUUCGUGCUGUUGUUUGCGAUCAUGCGGAUUUUUGUUGGCGGCACCAUGCUGUACUGUGAGUUGAUCUCUCAGAGACCAAAGUUCAUUAUUAAAUGUGGUGGUUUGGCCAUGUACGCCCUGUCCUGGUUGUUUAUGGCUGACAUUGCCCGUUUCGCAUACCGCAAAUCCCAGGUCAAAUACCAGUGCUGGAUGAAUCAGCAGAGGAUGUCAGAUGUCAAUGGGCAGGAUGUGAAGAGAGACUGAAAGAUCUAUAAACAACCAGCUGAUUGGCCUCUCAUUUCUAACACUAAAGGUGAGAAUUGGAAUCAGAACAAAGAUACCAGCUAAUAUCAGAAUCAAAAUGAGCUUUAAUGACAAGUGUGCUCACAUACACAAGGAAUUUUUUUUGGUGAUAGGAGAAACAAGCAAGUAUAAACAGAACAUUACAGUGAGAGACAGAAUAUAAAACAAGUUAGGAGUAUAAAUAGACAUACAAAUAAAUAGGACAUAUAACAUAGAAUGGCAUAUGUACAUGUACAAGUGGUAAUGUAUGUGCAAGGUAGGGUAUGUACAGUUAUUGAAUUAAAUAUGAGUGAAUUUACAUAUGUACAGGACAUAUUUAUACAUUACUGCACUAUGGGAGUCCUGAAGGCAGUUUAAUUGUUCGUGAGGAAAAUGGCCUGAGGGUAAAAACUGUUCUUGUGCCUGGUUGUCCUGGCGCUCAGUGCUCUGUAGCGCCGGCCAGAGGGCAGCAGUUAAAAGAGGGAGUAGGCAGGGUGUGUGGUGUCCAGAGUGACUCUACCUGCAUGUUUCCUCACUCUGGAAACAUACAGGUCUUGGAAGGUGGGCAGGGGGGCACCAAUAAUCCUCUCAGCAGUCCUGACUGUCCGUUGUAGUUUCCUUCUGUCUGAUUUGGUGGCUGAACCAAACCAGACAGUUAUAGAUGUACAUAGGACAGACUCAAUGGCGGCUGAGUAGAACUGAGUCAGCAGCUCCAGUGGCAGGUUGAACUUCCUCAGCUGGCGAGGAAGUUCAAGUAAUAUAGCUCUAGAGCUAAUGUUUAGAUGUUUACAUAUUUUUUAAACAUGAUAUCGACCAAUAAAAAAUGUAUUUAUGGUUGUUAAAUUUAUACUUUUAAUAUACACAUGAAAAAAACCUCUGUGCUGUAUUAGAGCCCUUAAAGAGAUAGUUCAUCCAAAAAUGAAAAUUGUCUCAUCAUAUUCUCACCCUCAUGCCAUCCCAGAUGUGUAUGACUUUCUUUCUUCUGCAGAACACAAAUUAAGAUUUUUUGAAGAAUAUUUCACCACUGUAGGUCCAUACAGUGCAAGUGAAUGGUGGCCAGAACAUUGAAGUUUUUAAAAUCACAUAAAGGCAGAGUAAAAGUAACCCAUAAGAAUCCAGUGGUGAAAUCCAUAUCUUCUGAAGCGAUAUAUGAAAGGUGUGGGUGAGAAUCAGAUCAAUAUUUAAGUCCUUAUUUUCUAUAAAUCUCCACCUUUGACCAGCCACAACCAGUAGAUGGCGAUAUGCAUGAACAAUGCAAAUUGACAAAAAAUAAAAGAAGUGAAAGUGAAGAUUUAUAGUAAAAAGGACUUAAAUUGUGAUCUGUUUUUCACCCACACCUAUCAUAUCACUUAUGAAGAUGUGGAUUUAACCACUGGAGUCUUAUGGAUUACUUUUAUGCUGAUUUAUGUGAUUUUUGGAGAUUCUCAUUUUUGGGUGAACUAUCCCUUUAAACAGUUUUCAGUUUGCAUUAUCAGUUUUUUAUGAUUAAUUCAAGAUUUACAAAACUCUCACAAUCAAAUCUAAAACUAUAUAUUUGUACUCAUAUGGCAUGAAGUGUUUAACCUGCUCAGCAAUGAAAAUAUUUGAUAUUUUUGUAAUUAGCAAUACUACUUGUGAUAAAUGAACUGUUUUAUUAAUGUUGCUAUUAAAUUCUUUUUCAUUAAAUUUCAGUGUGUGAAAAAUUCAGAAAUAACCAUGAAACACUACUAAAUGUUGUGUGGAACAUUGCUAAAUAAUCUGUGUAAGAUUAAUGACUUGAAUAACAAAACAAAUCCAGAGAGAAAUAUAAAUUUCUGUUCUGUAAUCAUUUUAAAAUUGUUGAGUGAUGACUUUUGGGGCCUGUUUGCAUCAGUUAAUCAUCUGUCAUGGUGAUCUUGACCAAACCACUGGAUGAAAUCAAUAAACAUUGUCAUCAUUAUUACAAUAAAUCAGUUCUUUUUCAUUAUUAAUGUAUUAAGGGUGUGGUGUAAUGUCUUUUCGUAUGUCAGUUACUGCCAAAUAGAUCAUGUCAUAUGUCACAAUAAUGUGUGAAAUUGUUACAUACAAAGUUUCAGACUGAAUGAUUAAAUAAUAUACCUAAAUGGCAAGGAUCAUAAUAAUAGUAUAAUAUUCUUAAUACUACUAUAUUACUACUACUACUACUAUAAUAAAAAUGAUUAUUAACAUUAUUAAUAUGUAGAACAAUUACAAAACUAAAUUCAAAUAUAUGUGAGAGGUCCAACAAGUAAAGCGUUAUAAACGAGUUGCAGUUUUUUAAACGUCCAGGAUGUGGCAAACUAACAUAACGAUUAAACAAUUUUGUACUCAUUAACUUGAAAUUUAUUUAAUUUAAGCAAAGAUUGGCUCACAUUUUCCAAUGAAUUAAUAACACUUAUUUAGUCAACUUUUAAAAUAUAUAAACUGACGGCCAGAUGUUUGGAAUAAUGUACAGAUUUUGCUGUUUCAGAAGGAAAUUGAUACUUCAAUUCACCAAAGUGGCAUUCAACUGAUCACAAAGUAUAGUCAGGACAUUACUGAUGUAAAAAAACAGCACCAUCACUAUUUGAAAAAAGUCAUUUUUGAUCAAAUCUAGACAGGCCCCAUUUCCAGCAGCCAUCACUCAAACACCUUAUCCUUGAGUAAUCAUGCUAAAUUGCUAAUUUGGUAUUAGAAAAAUCACUUGCCAUUAUAUCUAACAAAGCUGAAAACUACUUGGUUUGUUAAAUGAAUCUUAACAUUGUCUUUGUGUUUGUUUUUGAGUUGCCACAGUAUGCAAUAGACUGACAUGUCUUAAGGUCAAUAUUGGGUCAAAAAUGGCAAAAUAAAAAAAAAAGAAACAGCUUUCUCUAGAAACUAAUCAGUCAAUCAUUGUUUUGAGGAAUGAAGGCUAUACAAUGCUUGAAAUUGCCAACAAACUGAAGAUUUCAUACAAAGGUGUACACUCCAGUCUUCAAAGACAAAGGACAACUGGCUCUAACAAGGACAGAAAGAGAUGUGGAAGGUCAGAUGUUCAACUAAACAAGAGGAUAAGUACACCAGAGUCUCUAGUUUGAGAAAUAAACACCUCACAUGUCCUCAGCUGACAGCUUCAUUGAAUUCUACCCGCUCAACACCAGUUUCAUGUACAACAGUAUAGAGAAGACUCAGGGGUGCAGGCCUUAUGGGAAGAAAUGCAAAGAAAAAGCCACUUUUGAAACAAAAAAACAAAAAGAAAAGGUUAGAGUGAGCAAAGAAACACAGACAUUGGACAACAGAUAAUUGGAAAAGAGUGUUAUGGAUCUUAACCCCAUUGAGCUUUUGUGGGAUCAGAUAGACUGUAAGGUGCGUGAGAAGUGUCUGUCAAGACAGCCACAUCUAUGGCAAGUGCUACAGGAAGCGUGGAGUGAAAUGUCACCUGAGUAUCUGGACAAACUGACAGCUGGAAUGCCAAGGAUCUGCAAAGCUGUCACUGUUGCACAUGGAGGAUUUUUUAAUGAGAACUCAUUUAAGUAGUUUAAAAAAAAUUUCAAAUUGUAAUCAUAAUUUUUCAUGUUAUUUAUGUCCUGACUAUACAUUGUGAU
Molecule: messenger RNA, 4466 nt
Organism: Myxocyprinus asiaticus (Chinese sucker)
Lineage: Eukaryota; Metazoa; Chordata; Actinopteri; Cypriniformes; Catostomidae
Product: TLC domain-containing protein 5-like
Exons: 3
Coding region: 181-909 (242 amino acids)
Cellular component (GO): membrane
Source: RefSeq, a predicted model, not a curated record